UUUGUUCGUUAACAUUGCAUCGUCAAGCUGUCAAUAUCUUGAGAAAGAAGACAAUCUCUUUCUUUUUCUUCUCUUCUGCCAUUUCUUUCUUUAAUAAGAAAAAAAUCCCAGGAAACAAAUUGUCUUUACCAUCCAAAGCGGCUAUGGAGGUGGAGGAGCAAGAGGGGAGAAAGUCAAGAAAGAUGACAAGAAGCAACAAAAAUGAAAGGAUUUCUUCUUGUUCUUCUUCUUUUGCUCCUAUUAAUAGUCUUGAUGAUGGUUGCCUCAUGCAUAUAUUCAGCUUCUUAUCUCCCAUUCCAGAUCGGUAUAACACCGCCCUCGUUUGCCACAGAUGGCAUUAUUUGGCAUGUCACCCUCAAUUGUGGCUGCGAGUUGACAGAUCUUUGAAGGAUUUAUCCGAACCUGGUGUUUUCCCUAACAUUGAAGAAGCUGUAUCUGCAGCCAGACCUGGCGACACUAUUUUAAUUGCAGCUGGCGGCAGUCAUCUUGCCUCUAAUAUUCAGAUUAGAAAACCACUAUGCCUGAUUGGUGGAGGUGAGCUUCCUGAUGAGACAACUCUCCUCUGUUUGCGAGGUUCAGACAGUGCAUUGGAGUUUCUUUCCACCUGCAAGCUGACAAACUUAACAGUAAAGGCGGAACUAGGAUGCUGCUUGCUUCAUAGGAGCGGAAGGCUAAUUAUAGAUGAAUGCAUACUUCAGUGUGAAUCAAACCCAUUGGACUAUCUAUCAUGCCCUAUUGUGAGUACAGCUGGUAGUGAGGUAUUCCCUUCCAAUUUGAAGAGCCAUCGUAGUGAUUGCGUUUCUGUUUCUCACACUCGAAUUGAAGGAGGCGCGAAGGCUGUUUUGACCAGUGGAGACCUAGCACUGCAGCGAGUUCGGGUCAUUUAUGCUCGAACUUCUCUCUAUUUCUGGUUUGAUGUUGAUUGUAAAUAAUUGGAUUUUAUUAUCAUCAUCCUUUGUCAAGUCUGUCACAUUUUUCCAAUUAGGGCUUCAAUUUAGCCCUGAAUGUUGGUACUUGUUCAAUAUCUGUAGAAUUAAAUCUAAUUUAAGUUCAUGGUCAUUCUGCAACAUGUUGUUGCCAAGGUCAUUCUAUGUAGGCUGUUUUAAUAUGUUUGGUCCAUUGAGUACUCCAGCUAAGUAAACUUAUGUAGCAUUCAAACAUUAUAUAUUUGGAAUGGAACAUUUAUGGCUUCCCCAUGAAGAGGUUCCAGCAGCCUUAUUUAGUAA
Molecule: messenger RNA, 1226 nt
Organism: Theobroma cacao (cacao)
Lineage: Eukaryota; Viridiplantae; Streptophyta; Magnoliopsida; Malvales; Malvaceae
Gene: SKIP5
Product: SKP1/ASK-interacting protein 5
Molecular function (GO): protein binding
Source: RefSeq, a predicted model, not a curated record